Messenger RNA from Nannizzia gypsea CBS 118893, 1164 nucleotides. Its product is annotated as uridine nucleosidase. The record is from RefSeq and is a predicted model, not a curated record. Gene Ontology annotation, biological process: purine nucleoside catabolic process. Gene Ontology annotation, cellular component: cytosol. The transcript has 5 exons. NCBI's taxonomy places the organism in Eukaryota, Fungi, Ascomycota, Eurotiomycetes, Onygenales, Arthrodermataceae. Bases 1 to 1164 code for a protein of 387 amino acids. Gene Ontology annotation, molecular function: purine nucleosidase activity.
AUGGGCUCGAUUUCGGUGUCAGGCGACGGCCGUAUCCCUCUCUGGCUUGACUGCGAUCCAGGGCAUGAUGAUGCCUUUGCGAUCCUACUUGCUACCCAUCAUCCGUCACUGAAGCUGCUUGGAAUAAGUACGGUGCAUGGCAACGGGUCUUUGGAAAAUACAACGGCCAAUGCGGGUAGCAUUCUUGAGGCCAUUGGGCGUUCCGAUAUCCCUGUAUACCCCGGCGCAAAGAAGCCAUUCUGUCGCAAAGCCGUUCACGCAGAGAAUAUACAUGGAACAUCCGGCAUCGACGGGACGGACCUUCUCCCUGCCCCAACCAAACCAGCGGUGACCAAUGUCUCUGCAUAUAUCGCUAUGAGAGAUGCUCUUCUGGCACAGCCUAAAGACACAGCGUGGGUUGUAGCUACUGGGACCCUUACCAAUGUAGCCAUCCUGUUUGCAACCUUCCCUGAGGUGGCAGAGCAUGUCCGUGGCGUUAGUAUCAUGGGUGGUGCCGUUGGCGGAGGCUUUUCCAGCGUUCCCAUCAGCCAGAAACAGGGAGAUGAGACGAGAGUUGGAAACAUAACUCCGUGGGCGGAGUUCAAUAUCUAUUGCGACCCGGAAUCCGCGCAGUCAAUUUUCUCAUCUCCAGUUCUAGCACCAAAGACCACGCUUGUAACAGUCGACUUGACACACCAAGUACUGGCUACGGAAGCUGUGCAAUCACGUAUCUUGGGAACCAAUGGCCCAGCUGGAGGGAAACAAGAUCCUACAGUCCUUCGCCAGAUCCUUCAUGCAUUGCUUACGUUCUUCGCCGGGACUUAUGAUACUGUUUUUGGAAUCAGCGCUGGUCCGCCGCUGCAUGACCCCCUCGCGGUCGCCAUUUUGCUAUCUAAUCUCAACGAUCAGGCAAAGACAGCAGCUAGCCUUAAGGAACAACUGACAUUUGAUGACGCAAACGGCACGAGGUUUAACGUGUUUAUCGACACAGAUGGACUUCAUCACUGUGUCGAGGGAGCCAACUUGCAGAGCGAAAUAGGCCGUACAAUAGUACAACCCUGCCCUGCCGGGACAAGGGGAGUCACCAUUCCGCAGAGCCUCGAUGUCGAUAAAUUUUGGGAAACGAUUUAUGACUGUUUGGACCGAGCCGAUAAAUGGAACUUGGAGCGGACUCGAAUGGCCUAA